AUGAAGCUCCGGUGGGCCGCCGCAGCGUGCCUCGCGCCGCUGACCCAGGGUUUUGUCCCAGCUCGCACUGCUGCUGCCCGAUCCGCCGUCGUCGUGCGCUCCGAGCCAAUUGAGAUCAAUGCGCCAACUGUCUACAGCCAUUGGAGCGCGAACGUGAACGAGGAGGCGUGUCCCCGGCGUCAAUGACUGCUUUUCGGACGCCUCCUGCCCCAGAACGUCGAGGCCAGCAACCUAUUACGCGCAGGUCCAGACCAUCCGCGCCCAGGAGAUGUACACCGCGCUCAAGACGCACAAGUACGAGCGCGAGGCGCGCGCCGCGGCGCUCGAGGACCACAAGUCCUUCUUCGCGGGCCUCCUCGGCCGCGCCGACUCGAAUGCGCGGGCUGUUAACCCGGCAACCGACCCCUCCCUGGCCAAGGCCGCCGUCGCGGCGCGCCGGUCCUGA
This is a messenger RNA of Pelagomonas calceolata, 445 nucleotides long. The record is from the annotation of a GenBank genome assembly. NCBI's taxonomy places the organism in Eukaryota, Pelagophyceae, Pelagomonadales, Pelagomonadaceae.